Molecule: messenger RNA, 3143 nt
Organism: Dreissena polymorpha
Lineage: Eukaryota; Metazoa; Mollusca; Bivalvia; Myida; Dreissenidae
Exons: 8
Coding region: 588-3143 (851 amino acids)
Source: RefSeq, a predicted model, not a curated record
GUAAACGGGUAGUGAAUACAGGACACGUUGGUUAAUGCGCGUAAAGACAAAGCAAUCAGUUAAUGUGCCUUGAACACAAUGAGCAAAACAACAAGUUGUGGCCGUUAAGUGUUGCGGGUGGACGUGCUUUACUCAUUUGACAUUACCAACCACGAGUGCGGUCAAACAAAGAAACAUAAUCGAACAGCUACUGCGCAGCGAAGAUAUGAGCGCAAAUAUGUAACACAAAUCCUAAUUCAAUAAACCAAGUUGAAACAGCUGCGAAAUAUGAAACUAACUGGUUUGAAAUAUUCGUGCAAACAAUUGUUCAACAUAGCUCUUGGUGCAUUGUUGAAUCACCCAUAAACUGUUCAUAAACUGGAGAGAUCAACAUAGUUGAACUUAAAUAACUUGACAUCAACCAAAAGUUUGACUUUCGAAACGCACAUACAACAAGAUCUUGUUUCAGGCACUGAAAUGUGCAGUAAAAUAAAAUGCAAGUAAACCAGAACCGGUAGCAAGAAACACCAUUAAACGUAUAAAGAGUUAAUACGAAAUAGCAGUGAAAUAUACAGACGGCCUGGUGGCUAUGUAGAGACACAACAAAAAUGGCGGAUCUUAAAGAAAAAAUCAGGGAUCACAAAAUGGUUAAUUUGAUUAAAUGCAUUCUUGCCGGGUUUGUAACCAGGGAUGCUCUUAUUCCAAUUGUCACGAAUGUAAUGGAAGCUGUGAAGGUAUCCCUGACGCGCCAAACUGGAAAUUUAACAUGCGGUGUGUGCUCGACCCCGAAUGUCAUUGAUUGUCCAGCGAAGGACAUAUGCGAUAGAAACAAACGAAAAUGCUCCUUUCAUGCCAAGCAAAAGUUCCAGAAGUGCGGAAAAGGUGUUUGUCAGACGGUAAGAGACGCAAUAUCACAACUACACCGUCAUGAAAACCCAUCUUGGUGCAAUACGGAUGCCACACAAUGGUUGACAGAGUCGUGGGAGGUCGCAAAGUGUUUUCUGCCUCCACAAGGCUACGACGAUAAGGACAGUGCUGAUAAAACAGAUAUCAACGGAAUAUUGAACUUGAUUAUAAAUUGUCGAGACUUCGACAACGAAAUCGGUGACGAUCUUAGCAAGCGGGAAAAUGUUUGCACCAUCGUGAGGGAAAAGAUGCGCAGUAUUAGACACGCGUCACAGACUGAUGUUCCUGAUGUCAUUAUGCAUGACGUCAUUAAUGCGUUGACCAAUCUUCUGAAAGAUAUCAGACGCCCUGGCAAUUUUCCAGAAUGCAUAAAGGCAAUAAGUAAACUGAAUGAGAUAAAGCAAGGCGAUUUCGACAUCAAAUCUGAAAGUAUCGAUGUACAACAGGACGUGUUAAAAGAGCUGGUGUCAAUGAACUUAGAGGAAAAAGUGGAAUAUUUAUACCAUUACUUUAGCAAAAAGAUCCAAAUAAUAAGUACCGAAAUUGCGACCCUGAAGGACGUAUCAGAAACAAAACACGCGCGUCUGACAGAAGACUUCAAAAAAGAUUUGAAAAACUUUUAUAUCAAGUUCAAAAAUCAGCUUCCCAUCUAUCCAUUACCGCCGCAUGUGAAAGGGACGGUAGGAGACCUUUAUGUUACGCCAAAUGUUAUCAGACUUGACCACGGAAAAAACAACAGAGAAGUACAGCCCCACAGACAUUCAUUUAGAAAGUCGUACUCAGCAGAUGAAUUACACCUGUCUGACGUUCUACUCAACCAUGGCAACAUCGUUAACGAAGUUUAUAUGAUAGGUGAGCCAGGGGUUGGAAAAACCGCCUUUUGCGUUAAAACUGCAUUGGCAUGGGCUUCAAAUCAUGGCCCUACAGACACUGACAGGUUUUUUCAGUUUGAAACGCUUGGUCAAUUCAAAUUCGUGUUCUUGGUGUUCUUACGGGACUUCAGUGGCCGUGAAUGUGAUGUUGACAAGAUGAUAUACUACCACAUUCUUGCAAACCUGCCGGCCAAAUACACUGAUCAAUUCCUACAGAGGGUGCUUGAUGAAGAGGUUUGUCUCAUUAUUCUGGACGGACUUGAUGAGUGGCGACAUAGGGACGACAGCGAUUGCUAUUGUGGAGCACAAACAAUGAUUCCACGGCGAAGAAUGCGCGACAAAUGUUUAGUCCUGACAACCACACGACCGUGGAAAAUGGCAUUCGCGAGAAUGUCGUCCGAUAUCGAAAUUGAACGCCGUUUCGAAAUAACUGGUGUGAAAGAUCCACGCGACCUUGCAGAAAAGGUUAUUCAAUGUCUUAACAACAAGACAGGAAGAAAUGUGUUGCCAGAUGAUUUCUUCAACUCAGUAAAGGACCACAAUUUGACACACUGUCUUAACGUGCCAGUGCUCAACAUGCAACUCCUGUAUCUUUGGUAUACAGGAGGAAAACUUGGAUCAUCCGUGUGCGACAUCUAUAGGAACAUGAUAGAUAUGUUGUUUGGGCAACUAAGAAUGCGGUUGUCAUCGGGCAGUGAUAUGGAGCAAAUGAGUGACGAUGCAAAUGACAAAGCUCAAGAUGGCCUUUUAGAAAAACUGCAAAAACUAGCGUUCGACACCCUAAUUGACCAUGAAAGAGAAUCGUCGAUUGUGUUUGACCAAUCUGUGGUUGACAAAGCCUUAAAUUCAGAUGAAAAGAAAAAGGCACUUCAAAUAAAGCAAGGCGAUUUCGACAUCAAAUCAGAAAGUAUCGAUGUACAACAGGACGUGUGGAAAGAACUGGUGUCAUUGAACUUCGAGGACAAAGUGAAAUAUUUAUACCAUCACUUUAGCAAACAGAUCCAAAUUAUGAGUACCGAAAUAGCGACACUGAAGGACGCAUCAGAAACAAAACACGCGCGUCUAAUAGAAGGAGGAAAACUUGGAUCAUCAGUGUGCGACAUCUACAGGAACAUGAUCGAUAUGUUGUUUGGGCAACAAAGAAUGCGGUUGUCAACGGGCAGAGAUAUUGAGCAGUUUCGGGACGAUGAAAAUAACAAAACUCAAGAUGACCUUUUAGAAAAACUGCAAAAACUAGCGUUCGACACCCUGAUUGACCAUGAAAGAGAAUCGUCCAUCGUGUUUGACCAAUCUGAAGUUGACAAAGCUUUAAAUUCAGAAGAAAAGAAAAGGUCACUACAAAGGGCAGAGGCGGGACGAAUAAAAGACAUAGAUGUCCGACGUUAA